GCAUGGGUGCCAGCUGUGGCCCAGUUGCUUGUGGGGCCUGUAGGAGGAGGACCCAGAGAGAGCAUUGGGUCUAUCUGGGGACAUCCUACUGCGAUGGAGAGGCUGAGAGCCCUUAGCGGUCUCUUUACUUGUGUGGGCUGCCGGCCCAGACGUAGACGUCACCACAGCAGAGGCAGGGUGACGGGGCCUGUCCCUGAAGCGGCCCCGACCUUUGCCACUGUUGUGACUUCUCUGCUAGAGCGUCUGCAAGACGAGGAGGGUGACAGAGCGCAGACUUACUGCGAGCUGGAGAGCGUCUUGUGGGGAGAUGACAGCCGCCUGCAGUGCGGUGUCGUGAACCGGCUGAUAGCAGAGGUGUCCCGUGACCUGACAGCUGAGCAGGGCGUGACGGAAGACACAAAGAUGGCUGCUAGUGACGUCCUGGUGGCUCUGGCCCGCUCCCACUUCAGCUUUGUGAUAGCCGAGCUCCAGGCCCAGCUGAAGGCCCCGGGGGAGAUCUCCAAGGAGUUCGUGCUCAUCACUGUGGGCAAACUCAUCAGCACCUAUGCCCUGCAGUGCAUCCCCUUCAUGCGCAUGAUGCUGUUGGGCCUGCGCACCGUGGUGGGCCAGUUAGGGAGCAGCCGGAUCCUGCGUGCCGCCUGUGGUGUUCUGGAGCAAUGGGCGAAAGGGGUCAACAUUUACAUCUGCACCUGGAAAGGAUGCCCCUUGCCUGCCACGGAGAAAGAGCAGCUAUACGAAAACCUUUCCCAGGUGUUCUGCUCUGUGGCAGGAAACUGGCUGGACUGCCAGGAGGAAGAGGACAAGCAGGCCGUCAUCAGGGCCAUGACUCCACUGAUGUGCGUCCUCCUGCACAAGGAGGAGCACCGGGAGCAGGUCUGGGAGCAGCUCCUCUGGCUCCUGCACCAGUAUCAAACGGCCCAAGACACCUCCAGGGUGACCAAGAGCCUCAUUUAUUUCCUGGAGGCCUUGGAGCAAGUUCAGACCCUCAUCCCCAAGGGCAAGUGUCUUGCCAUCACCAGUGUGGUGUACAACGAGCUCACUGACGAGACCAAAGAGCGCAGCCAGGACCAUAAGGCAGAGCUGACCCAGUGCAUCCUGCUGCAAGCUCGGAUCUGCCCAGAGGAGACGAUCCUGUUCCUGGAGUCCCAGCUGGGCCACGAGAGGGAGGCCGGGCGCGUGGCAGCCCUGGGUCUGCUCGGUGCUCUGGCACGCUGUGAUGAGCCCGCGAUGACAGAGAAGCUGCCCCAGGUCGUGGAGGCUGUCAAGUGUGUGUGCAGGGACCCCAGCACGCGGGUGAGGAGGGCAGUUCUGCACUUCAUCAGGGAGCUGCUCAGUGCCAAUGCCCAGAGCUGUUCGGCGUGGGACGUUGUGGGAUACAUCUUCAGCGAGUUCAGCCAGAGCUCGAGCAGAAGGGCUGCAGGACUCCUGUCUGCCCAGGAAGCCCGGGAAGAAGGAGGUCUCCAAGGGCUGUGCAUGGACGUCCUGGGGUCACUGGACAUCUCUGUGAGAGGGAUGGCCAAACUCCUGUGGCCGAGGCUGCUGAUAUAUGUGUUGCCAGCCAAGUACACGGGCAUGCUGAUCCCCCUCUCCCGCUGUCUCCGAGCCCUGGCUGAGAGAAAUGAGUUAACAGCAGCGUGUGAGCAUCAAGAGCUGGAUCCCGAUGUCCUCAACUCCCUGUUGCAAGAGACAACGCUGACUCCACAUACCUUGCUGGCUCGCCUGCUGGUGGUGGCGGGGUCUCCUUUUGCGGGCAGUGAGCUCCAAGCUGCUGCCUUGCUGGUGAUGCAGAGCCUCCACAGCAGGAUCCAUGGAGCUGUGGGGGCCAUGUGGAACACCGAGAUUCCCCUGCUGCUGCAGUACCUCAAGGGAGAAAACGAGAACAUCCCAGACUCUGCAGGGUGGGAGCGCCGUCUGCUUAAGUUCCUGAGGGCAUCACUGGAAACCAUCAAGGACGACGCCUGGGUCAAGCGCCUGAGCUGUGAGCUGAGCCAGCGGCUGGACAGCUCUCCCAGCGGCUCUGGGGAGAAGGCUUUCCUGUACAAGGCUCUUGGGACGACGCUGGGAGCUUGUCAGGAACUCCCACACGUCCAAGAGAAGCUGCUGCAACAUCUGAAGAAAGCAAAACCUGAGGAGCCAUCUGAGGCCCAGGGAAUCAUUUCUCUUGUCUGCCAAGCCGCCGACAGCCACUUCCGCCUGGUCUUGGAGACCUUCACAACAUUUGCUGCCACACUGUGCAACGUCCGGUGUUUUGGGGUUUCCAGACGCAAGAAGAUGACCCAGGCCAGCAUGAGAGCUCAGGCCGCUUGCAAUGCUGCCAUGCUCGCCUACAGCAGCAUGGCACUGCGUGCCUCCGAGGAACAACUGCUCGCCCGCGUGGAGGCAGACAUCGUGGGCAACAUCCUGCUGCUCUACAUCUCCAGUAGCAAGAACUUGCCGAAAAAUCUCGCCCUGGUGCAGAGCAUCACCGAGGUCGGUCGUGCCAUCCAAGCUGUGGGCAACUUCGGCAGCUUUGAUCCCGUCCUGCAGCACAAGCUGCUGCUGAUCCUGCAGAACUUGAUGAAGAAGACUCUCUGGGACUUCCCGGCAUCGUCACUGCACCUGAAGGUGAUUCUGGCCCUGGAGCAGUGGAGCAAGCUGAAGAUCUCUUUUAGCAGGAAGGAAAUUUGCAGCCUGCUGUCUGACUGCUGCCAGUCCAUUCUGAUACCUCCUUCAGCGGCUGAGCAGAUGGAGGAGAUAGGGAACGCAGAGGUGGCAGUGCUGCAGCUACAGUCUCUGCACGUGGCCACGAAGGCUCUGGGCCGGCUCAUGGCAGUCGUGCUCGAGACAAAGCCAACCCCUGUCGUCUUCGUAGACAUCGUCCACGUACUGUGGCUCUGGCUCUCCUCGGACAAUCCGUGGGUGCGCAAGAGGGCCCUGCAGGUCUGCGCCCAGCUGCUGGCGGAUUGCAGAGAUGGAACAAGAUGUGCCUACGUGCCGUUUGGCUCCUUGGCGGGAUUGCUGGGGCCUCUGACCUAUGACCCCGUGACCAGCUCCCGCCAGCUGGCCGCUACCUGCCUCAGCUCCCUUCUCCACAUCCAAGCCAAGGCCACGAACAGGGUGUUCGAGACAGACGACCCUGCGAGCUCGUGUGAGGGGCUGAGUAACCGGAUCGCCACAUCUCAGCAGCUCCAGACCUCUGUCAAAAUUGGAGAGAUCGUUUGCAAAAACUUCCCCAAAGAACAGGCCGCAGACUUCAUGAAUGCCAUCAAGGAGACCUUCCGGCGUGCCAGAGGAAGACGUGUGCGUGCUGCAGGGAACUGGAUGAUCACCUUCCUCAAAAUAUGUGGAAAGGACAUUCUUCCAGACGUGCCAGGCGUCCUCUUCAUCCUGCUCACCUGCACAUGGUCCAUGCUGGAGACCUCGUUCAUGUACUUUGUGCACGAUGCGGUGCUGAUCCUGGCCCGCUAUCACGAGGAGCUCACGAUUGAUUUCAUCAUCCAGAACUUUGUGCCUAUGGACAGAAACACACUGGAGCUGUGGAGGACUCUGGGGAAAGACAGCAUUGGCAUCUGUGUGCUGAAGCGCUUAUCGGAGAAGCUGAAGAGAGUGGGAGACAACAGCUCCAAGCCCAGCUCGUCCAGUCGCAGGCUGGAGGACCAGCAGCCUUCUCCGGAGUCCUUGACUGUCGCCUGCGCCAUCUCAGAAGUGGUGUCUGUGCAGUCCGAGGAGGGGGUCCAGAGCUUGCUUCCCUCCCUCCUCCCUGGGCUCCUGCUGCAGGUCAGCGAGGCACUGGGGGAAGAGAUGCUGUUUGCGCCCCUCAGCCCCUGGAGAGGGCUCUCUGAGGAUCAGCGGCGAGAGGACAACGUGCGCAGGCUGUAA
Molecule: messenger RNA, 3858 nt
Organism: Cygnus atratus (black swan)
Lineage: Eukaryota; Metazoa; Chordata; Aves; Anseriformes; Anatidae
Product: maestro heat-like repeat-containing protein family member 2B
Exons: 33
Coding region: 94-3858 (1254 amino acids)
Cellular component (GO): cytoplasm
Source: RefSeq, a predicted model, not a curated record